UUCAUCUCAAGAUUUUUCUCAACCUCUUUCUUUCGUCAAUGUAUGCGCGAUUUCUUCACAUUCGGCAUCUAGGAAACACAACUCCGAGCGCCACAUAGCACACAAUGGACCAAAUACACUAUAUGGAAUCACUCGCGUACAUACCAUGGCGGGGACCACGUGGUUGGCCUGGCUAAACGGGGUUGCAUACGGCAAUUACACUGCAGCACCUGGGGAUGUCACAGCCCAUGCAAGCCUCUUCAGGCCGGUACUUCAUCCUGAACAAGGAGCGAGCAAACUGCAGACACUGCAGAAACUGGGGAAAAUCAGCCCAUGCCUCGGCUAUUCUCGCCCCAUACGUUACCAAUCUGGGGACGGUUCUUCCCCGUACGGCCAAGCUGACGCCCACGUGAGUGCAAUUAGCCGGCGGCGGACUGCCGUUCCUGUCAAGGAACUAAUCCCUUCAUUUCGGACUCACUUCGCCUCUGCUCUUGGUAUACCACGCGGAGGUGGCUAAUUGUGCAGAGCGCCUACGAAAUUGCGGUCGGGAUGCGGUCCGGAAAGCCGUCGUGCUCUACUGAGCUCGAGGAAAACAGCUUCACGAUCUAUCUUGUCUAUAGAAUUGUAUAGACAGCAGAGCG
This is a messenger RNA of Aspergillus fijiensis CBS 313.89, 620 nucleotides long. RefSeq lists its product as uncharacterized. Lineage: Eukaryota; Fungi; Ascomycota; Eurotiomycetes; Eurotiales; Aspergillaceae. Bases 146 to 496 code for a protein of 116 amino acids. The transcript has a single exon. The record is from RefSeq and is a predicted model, not a curated record.